Molecule: messenger RNA, 972 nt
Organism: Vespa mandarinia (Asian giant hornet)
Lineage: Eukaryota; Metazoa; Arthropoda; Insecta; Hymenoptera; Vespidae
Source: RefSeq, a predicted model, not a curated record
AUGAGUUCCAACUGUUGCGGAAAUAGACAUGGUUCAGGUUCAUCGUCUCGACCAGAUUACAACAGGAUUCCAUCGGAAAAUAAUCAUUAUUCAUCUUCGUAUGGAGACAGAAAUGUCGACAGACAUAGUUGGCAAAUUCCAAUUCGACCCAUGAGUUCAAACAUAGGUAGUGAAAGACCUAACGUUGGAAGUUACAGUGGUAGCUAUGGUGGAAAUGGUGCUUAUAGUGGAACUUACGCAGGAGAUAGAUAUGGACAAAGGCCUAGUUACGGAAGUGAAAGUUCUAACAGACCAGGAUCAAAUUAUAAUUCAGCAGAUGUUGGUGGAUACGGUUAUGGUAAUGGUGGAUAUGGUAGUUAUGGCGGCACACGACCUGGACAUGGAAUCACAGCUACUUUAGAAAAUGGAAAUGAUUUUAAUCCUGACGAACCUGAUAUUCCUGACAAUAAUGUCCCACAAUAUCCAGGAAGUAAUAUCCAAACUCAAAAGGCCGUUGCUUUAAAAGCUUUAGCCGGAGUCGCUUUGAUCGGCGCAGCCGCGGCUUUAGCUACAAAUCCGGUUCUUUUACCGAUUGGAAUUGUUUCCGGGAGAAGAAAACGUUCUGAAAUUACUUCCGCGGACAACGACAUUAUGGAUUACGUUUUACAAAUGAUAGCGACGAAUUUUUCUCAAACGUAUGAUAAUGGAAGUUUUGAAAAUAAAAAAUAUGUCUCUCCGAAAUGUGUAGCCAGAUUGACAUGCGAAAUACGUAAAGAUUAUAUGAUCGAUAUUACUGAAGAUAUUAAAGAUCAACACGAUGAGAAAAUUACAAAAAUACAAUUUAACAAAUUAAUUCAAAAUAACGUUCUGAAUGCUGAAACUAUAGAUAAUAGCGUUAAGGAAUUAAUUAAAAUGGCUCUCACCGUAAGUUCAAAUAGAGGAAACUGUGGAGUAUUCGCUUGUAAUUUCAGACGUAAUAAUUUAUCCAAAUAA